Molecule: messenger RNA, 939 nt
Organism: Terrapene triunguis (Three-toed box turtle)
Lineage: Eukaryota; Metazoa; Chordata; Testudines; Emydidae
Product: olfactory receptor 5G3-like
Exons: 1
Coding region: 1-939 (312 amino acids)
Biological process (GO): G protein-coupled receptor signaling pathway; sensory perception of smell
Cellular component (GO): membrane
Molecular function (GO): odorant binding; olfactory receptor activity; G protein-coupled receptor activity
Source: RefSeq, a predicted model, not a curated record
AUGGCCAAUUAUACCACAAUGGCUGAGUUCAUUCUCUUGGGAUUCUCAGAUUGUCCAGAGCUGCAGGUCACCUUCUUUGUGUUGUUCCUCACAAUCUACCUUAUCACCCUCAUGGGGAAUCUUGGGAUGAUUGCAUUAAUCAGGAUGGAUUCCCAGCUUCACACGCCCAUGUAUUUUUUCCUCAGCCACUUGUCCCUGGUAGAUGCCUGUAACAGCUCAGCUGUCAUACCCAAGAUGUUGGUGAACUUCUUAGCAGACAGCAAAGCCAUCUCCUACAUCAGCUGUGCUGCACAAAUGUAUUUUUUUGUUAUCUUUGCAACUGCUGAUCUCUUGCUUCUGUCGGCAAUGGCAUAUGACCGGUAUGUAGCUGUGUGUAACCCACUACUCUAUACAGCUGUCAUGUCCCCCAGAGUCUGUGCCCAGCUGGUGGCUGGCUCAUAUGCUUGCAGCGCUGUAAGUUCUAUGAUACACACGUGUUUUACUUUUAGCUUGUCCUUUUGCAGUUCCAACAUCAUCAGUCAUUUUUUCUGUGACAUCCCCCCACUCUUAGCACUCUCCUGCUCCGAUACCACCAUCAACGAGAUGCUGCUCUUCAUCUUGGGAAGCGUGGAAGCAACCAUUUCUCUCCUGAUCAUCCUUGUCUCCUACCUGUACAUCCUGGCUGCCAUCCUGCAGAUCCGUUCUGCCAAGGGGAGGAGAAAAGCCUUCUCUACCUGUACCUCCCACCUGACUGUAGUCACUAUGUUAUAUGGAACUCUUAGCUUUAUGUAUUUACGGCCCAGUUCCAGCUAUGCCCUCGACCAGGACAUGGUGGUGUCUGUGUUCUAUACAGUGGUGAUCCCCAUGCUGAACCCACUUAUCUACAGCCUGAGGAAUGCAGAAGUGAAGGAUGCCCUGAGGAGAGUGAUUAGGAGGAAAAUAUGUCCUCAUUUGAUGUGA